Entrophospora sp. SA101 is the source of this 270-nucleotide messenger RNA. Lineage: Eukaryota; Fungi; Glomeromycota; Glomeromycetes; Entrophosporales; Entrophosporaceae. The record is from the annotation of a GenBank genome assembly.
AUGAAUGCUGAAGGAACAUCUGGAUCUACUAGUAAAGGCGGAAAACAGAAAAUAAAAAUUUUAAUUAAAAUGAACACUACUAGUAAAGGCGGAAGUAAAAAAGGAAGGAAAUUAAAAACUCUUACAGCUAUUAAAAAAAAGGAAUUAUGUGAAUAUAAACGUGAUAAUCCAUCCAAGUCACAUGAAACAAUUGCUGAAUUAUUUGAAAUAAGUAAAUCAACUGUGGGUGAUAUUUUGAGAACCAAAGAUAAAUGGCUUGCAAUCUAUUAA